Messenger RNA from Dracunculus medinensis (Guinea worm), 666 nucleotides. Lineage: Eukaryota; Metazoa; Nematoda; Chromadorea; Rhabditida; Dracunculidae. The record is from the annotation of a GenBank genome assembly.
AUGAAUGUGCCAAAAAUCCGGGUGACUCUUCAAGAACAUAAAUUUCAUUCAGAGGAUUUCGCCUUUUAUUCAACUUCAGAUUAUGAAGCGAAAAUUAAUGCGUUUUGUGAGGAUGGAGAUUUGACCAUAAAUGAAAAUGAUUGUACAACUUAUUAUGAAUGUGUCCAUGGCCAAUAUCAACUAAGGCUAUGCGAAUAUGGAACAUUUUUUAAUCCAGAGACAAAAUGCUGUCGUUCGGAUUAUAAAUGUCCAAAACUGAGGCGAUCCAUCGAAAAUCAACAACAACAAUGUAACCAUGGUGAUGUAUUUCCUGACGAAAAUGAUUGCACCAAAUAUUAUAUAUGUAUUGGUGACGAAAAUGAAAGAAGACUUGAGAGGCGAACAUGUCCAAAAACUAAACGAUUCGAUUCAAAACUAAACCAUUGUGUUAAUUUUGAUUAUCGAAAUGGAUUAUUAUUCAAUAGGAAUUUUGCUGAUGAUUCGUGCACGGAAAGUAGUGAAAAAGAUGGUUAUCGUGAAGAUCCGUAUGAUAAUAACCGAUAUUAUCAGUGUGCGCAAGGAAGAUGGAUACAUAUGAAUUGUCCGCCAAAUUUAGUGUGGAAUCCCGAUGUAGCUGUUUGUGAUUGGAAAAAAAUAAAUAACAAUUAUCGAAAAUAUUGUCUGUAA